This is a messenger RNA of Myxocyprinus asiaticus (Chinese sucker), 4791 nucleotides long. RefSeq names its product tetraspanin-9. Gene Ontology annotation, cellular component: membrane. Lineage: Eukaryota; Metazoa; Chordata; Actinopteri; Cypriniformes; Catostomidae. The transcript has 7 exons. The coding region runs from base 584 to 1594 and encodes 336 amino acids. The record is from RefSeq and is a predicted model, not a curated record.
GAGGAGCCAAAAAAGAGAGAGAGAUGUAUGGAGGGAAGUAGGAUGAUGCAGAGAGGGACAGACCGCUAGUUGGGAUGGGGAGAGCUGUGAGGGAAGAUCUCUAAUAAUAGCUCACAGAGAGCACUGCAGGAAAGUGAGAGAGAGAGAGAGAGAGCGUGCAGGAAAAGUGGUACAUGCAUCAAAGCAAAUCUACUAAAUGGAACAUGCUUAACCAGAGCAGUGAAGGAGCGAAAUGUAAAGAGAGCAGGGAAAGUUGAAAGCACAUGCUCUGCGUUCCUGCAUGCAUGAAACUUCGGAAAGGAGCAAAAGACAAAUAGGAGACACAGGGAGAAAGAAUUACGAGGAGUGGUCAGUGAAGCAGAAUUACAGAUCACAAGUUUCUCCGAGGAAAACACAAAGGAGAUGUGAUCUCGCACAAAGUGUCCUGGCAACACUUAGGAGACAUCUGUAACCUCAGAAUUCCUCGGAAGUUUACUCUGUUAAGAAUAUUUCUGUGCAAGUUCACGUCUCAUUCAGAUAGUGAAUUUGAACACAUGCACAACAAGACUGUGAAUCAUGCCCUCGGCCCGCCUUUUGCCUGACGAUGCAGAGGUGUGAAAGCCACGAAUCUGAGGUCCAUCGUAGCCCCUCAUUGGACAGUGUAGAGUCUGAGUUUGCCCGGGCGACUCGUCGGGGUCACCGUCUGGCUGUAGGGGCAUUUUAUGGCUCCCGAGGGUCAAAUAUCAAAGAUCAAACGACGCUGAGAGACGGCACGGUAGUCACGGCCCCGCUGGGAAGGAAACAUCAGGAUAAGUGCUUGUCUGCCUCUGGGAAGUAUGUGGUGUUUUACCUAGACUUGUCGUUUGUCUUCUUCCUAGAGUUUGAGAAGCUGAAGAUGGCACGUGGAUGCUUGUGCUGUGUCAAAUACAUGAUGUUCCUUUUCAACCUGCUGUUCUGGUUGUCAGGCUGUGGGUUGUUAGGUGUGGGCAUUUGGCUGUCCGUUUCUCAGGGCAGUUUUGCCACAUUCUCCCCAUCAUUCCCCUCCCUCUCCGCCGCCAAUCUGGUCAUUACCUUGGGCUCCGUCGUCAUGGUAACUGGCUUUCUGGGAUGCCUCGGUGCCAUCAAGGAGAACAAGUGCCUGUUGCUGAGUUUCUUCAUUGUUUUAUUGAUUAUUCUGCUGGCAGAGUUGAUUCUGCUCAUCCUUUUCUUCGUGUACACGGACAAGGUUAGUGAGAACGCUAAACAGGAUCUAAAAGAAGGCCUGCGGCUCUACAACACGGACAAUAACAUUGGCCUCCGCAACGCCUGGAACAUUAUACAGGCUGAGUGGCAGUGUUGCGGUGUAACCGGGCACACAGACUGGCAUGAUGCCCUACAGGAGAAAGCGGUGCCAGACAGAUGCUGCCAGGAGCAUUAUAGAGAGUGCGGUCGUAAUGCCACCAACAUAUUCUGGUCACAGGGUUGCUAUGAGAAGGUUGAGGAAUGGCUAAAUGACAACAAACAUUUGCUGGGAACCAUUGCAAUGUGUGUGCUGGUCUUACAGCUGCUUGGAAUGGCCUUCUCCAUGACCUUAUACCAGCAAAUUCACAGAGCGGGGAAGAAAUAUGAUGCCUAGUGAAAACCCAGUGUUGCGUUGCAUAAAUAAACUCCCAGAACACCUUGUGCAUUAUUUCACACCCUGUUUCAUGCCAGCACAAUAUUACCUGUAAAAAGGAAGCUUUUCUUGACUCAAAGUUGAAAAGCGUAAUCAAUUUUAAUUACGUAGAGCUGCCUGCAGAUAUAUUUGCUCUGCCAACUUUUUUUUUUUUUUUUGGCCUGAAAUCUAACAGCGACUGUAAGAUAAAAACUAAUGAAUGGAAUGUUUUUGAGAAGAAAUUAUCGAUGUUUGUGCCAACAUAGUCAUCAUCAACAUUUUGGGCUUGGAAGUGAUCUGGAAGUAUAUGAACUGAUCAAGAAUGCCUACGUCACUCAAGACCGGGAGUUGGUAUGACAACACAGCGCACACAGAUUGAUACAGUCAAUAUUUCUUUCUUGGACACUUAUGUAUACAUAGAUGCAGUUCCUUCUCUUGUUGUAAUGUAUCAAUAGCAUGCUGUAUAUAUUUCACAUUCAUGUAAGCAAACUGUUCAGUUGCACUGAAACAAUCCUUUAUCUGUUGCCUGUUGUGUUAUUCUCUCAUUUAAAGUAAUAUUUUCCCCAAAAACUGAAAAGGCUAUCAUGUACUCCAAACCUGUCAUUCCAAACCAGCAUGACUUUUUUUCUUCUGUUGAACACAAAACACUUGUGUGCUAUAUUCCAGUCGGAUAAUAACUUGAGAACUGCUGCAACUUGAUCGAGUCAGUGAGUUGAACUUUAGAACCGAAUCAGUUCGAUUUAUAAAUGAAUCAUUCAGACUGUUUUUCUAAACGUGAUUAUCCGAUUUAUUGAAAAGAUCAGACUCAAAAGAAUAACUUAUUCAUUAAUUAGACAUUUCUACUUUUCUCAAGAAUGCGCCAAAAGAGCAAGGGCAGACGUCAAGAUGUUAUGUGACUUAAAUUUUCUUACACAGCUAUAGAGCUGUUCAGUUGUGAAGUCAAUUUGUAGGCAAACCCUGAAGGCUAAUUCGCCAUGGGGUCCGCAGGAAUUUCCGCUGGGUUUUUAGAAUAAGGACUUUAGAAUUUCGAGUAAAAUAAGAUCUGUCGCGAAAAUUAUCGACAGAGACUUUCGCGUUUUGUUCUAGAACUGAAAUGACACAGUCAUACCUUAACCGUGGAUUUUGAAGCCGUUGUGUUUUUUUUUAAAUGCAUGUUGCUAACCCAUUGCUAAAUAAGAACUACAACUCUCGUCUGUUUCGUAAAGCCCUUAGCUCUUAUGUUCAUGGUAGUUGUAGUUCUUAAUUAGCAUUGUGAUAGCAACACAUGUUUUUAAAAAACAUAGCAGCUUUAUAAAAAAAAAUUUGAGGUAUGACUGUGUGUAAUUUAUGUUUUAGAAUAAAACGUGACAGUCCGGCCAUAUUUUACUCAUAAAUCUAAAACUGCCUUUAUAAAAACCCAUAGGAAAUUUCUGAGGGAACCCAUGGCUCAAAAAUGCUAAUCGUCUUUCGAGUUUUUGAACUACAACCUGAACAUCUCUAUUGUAUAGCUUCAGAAUAAUUUGAGUGUCAUGCACAAGUUGAAUGGACCACUUUGAUGGUGGUUUUGAUGGCCUUUUUGAAGCUUUAAAGCUUUAGUCACCAUUCAUUGUGAUUGUUUGGAAAAGAGCGAUCAGCCCAGUCUUCAGAAUUUCUCCUUUUGUGUUCCAUGGAAGAAAGACAUACAGGUUUAAAACAACAGGAGGUGAGUACAUAAUCACCUUUCCUAUUCCUUUAAUAUGAAUGUAUGUGUUUAUUGUAAAAAAGAAAAAAGAGUGUAUGUUAUAUGUUCGAGAGAGACUGGGCGUAUUAUUGUAUCACAUGGACUAGUCAUCUGCUUGCUUGGGGGCUUUGUGUCCGGAUGACUCUCUUCUCGUCUCUGUCUACUCUCUUUUGUUUUGUUGUUCACUGAUCUUUUCAGUGUGCAUCUGUACUGCCGGGAGGCAAACGAGCUGUCCUACUUCGCCUACCGUCAGGGAAGAGAGGGAGAUGAGAUCAAAGGAUGCAGGAUAUAGAGCCCAAGAAAUAAGAGGGAAAAAAUACCUAAUAACGGCCUCUCUUGAAAACAAACGGCAUCAUGCAAUGACACUUGAAAGAGUGCAAUGAGACAUAACCUAUAAGCCAUAACCACAGAGAGCCGUUACUAUCUGUAGGAAUUCCUAAUACACAUUAAUUUUCGUAUUCCAUUUGUGAGUGGUAUAGGUAUGUUUGGACACACGGAUACUAGACGCAUCAAUAUUGAAGUAUUGGAGUUAUCAGGAUAAUUUAUUACGAAGAAACAUAAUUUGUGAUAUAUAUUCAUAACUUUAACUGACAUAUUGUUCAAAAAUAUAUAUAUUUUAAGAAACUGUUACUGCUUGAUAUUAGUAUGAAAAAAUGUCUCAAAAUUGCCUUUGAAAAUUGGCUAGAAAACCAGGGGAAAAAAAUCAAUAUUGAUAUUCCAGCACACAUAAUGGUUUAGCACUGGCAAGCUACUGUAAGUAAUAAAUAUGAAUUUUGAGGGAAAUAAUUUAAAGAAAUGUUCCAUUUCCAACACAAGUUAAGCUUAAACGACAGUAUUUGUGGCAUAAUGUUGAUUACCACACACAAAAAAAAAAAAAAAAAAAUAUAUAUAUAUAUAUAUAUAUAUAUAUGGAUGCAAAUGGGGCCGAUUCGUAAACGUUAAACUACCCACUGUUACAAAAGUAUAGCCACAAGAUUUAAACAGUAUGUGUGUUAACAUGAUUUUAGUGAGAUAAAAUUGCAUGCUAAAAUUUUCUGUGUAAAGUUAUAGCCAAAUUUACAACUUUGUUGCCAUUUUACAAUUAUAAGCUCUAUAUUUCUGCCUUUAAGCCCUCCAAACAUUGGCCAAAUUCCCUUCCAGUGGAGGUGCCUCAAUGUAACCUUGAUUUUUGCUUUUUGUAAAGAAAGCUAAUAACAGAGGCAUGUGUUGAAAUACAAUUUUGUGGUAAUCAACAUUAUGCCACAAAUGCUGUUGAUUGAGCUUAGCUUGUAUUGAACCAAGAAUAUUCCUUUAAAUCAGAUGCAUAUCACUGAUCAAAUAUUUAAUGUUCUGUAUUGGCAUGUUGUAAAAAACUAAUUUAAAUGUCUAUAGACUUUAUUCAGAGUAGUGCUAUAUUAAAUUUUCAAGGGGAAUAAAAACAAGGCUGUGAGGAAUGGAUUUACAGUCUCUACAGUAGGUUGGGGUUGAUAAAAGUGAGAAA